AUGGCAGAAGAUGAUAUCUAUAUGAAAGAUGGGACGGUAUAUUACAAAAAUAAUCUUACGAAUAAGAAGAAAACAGGAACAUGGAAGGAAAUGAAUGCUGUGAAAGGAAGAUAUUGGACAAUUGCCUGCUUCUCAAUCAUCAUGGGAAUGACACUGUUGACAUUGCCAGCAUCCAUUCCUCGCAUAAAACCAACCUGUUAUGGUAAUGAUACUUGCGACCCCACAUUUAGACACAGUGCAGUGUGCUUCCUUAUAGCUAUGGGGGACUGUAGGAAUAAAGCUCUGGGGAUUGGAGGAAUAAAGCCUUGUGUCUCAUCCUUCGGAGCAGAUGACGACGCUGACUAG
Cornus florida is the source of this 345-nucleotide messenger RNA. Its product is annotated as protein NRT1/ PTR FAMILY 8.2-like. Gene Ontology annotation, molecular function: transmembrane transporter activity. The record is from RefSeq and is a predicted model, not a curated record. NCBI's taxonomy places the organism in Eukaryota, Viridiplantae, Streptophyta, Magnoliopsida, Cornales, Cornaceae. Gene Ontology annotation, biological process: transmembrane transport. The transcript is spliced from 4 exons. Gene Ontology annotation, cellular component: membrane. The coding region runs from base 1 to 345 and encodes 114 amino acids.